CGGGAACCCGGCCGUCGCUGCAUAACGGGCAGCUGCUGCUCUCCACCGGGGUGCCAUCCCUUGACUACCUCAUAGGAGGAGGCUUGGCUGUUGGAACUCUUCUCCUGGUUGGCUGCAUUGGAAAACCUUUUCUGUGACCUCUACAAAGACUCUACAUCCUUCCUAUAAUGGGCCAAUGAAAACUACAAAGAAAACUCCAAAUGCAUCCUAACUAAAGUUUUAUAAAUAUGUAACAUGAUUUCCUAACCCUAACACCCAGUCUCCUGACCUAUGAAAAGGAAGACAGAUAUGAAAGCUACUCACGGAUGUUACUGAAGUAUUUUGUAGCAGAAGGUAUUGUUUGUGGACAUUCUCUUCUCAUAGCAUCUGCCAAAGAUCAUCCAGAAGAAAUAUUACAGGAGCUUCCUGCCCCUCUGCUCGAUGAUGUGAUAGAGAUUAAAGAAUCUAACAAAGAGACAGAGGACAAUUUGGCGGAUAUCACUUCUGCCGCCGGACUCCAAGAUUCCAUGUCAAUAGCAUGGCGAUACCAAAACUUGCCAGUAGUACAGACAGCUUUGACAUCCUCCUCAAGAUUUGGCCAUUAUUACGAUGUUUCUAAAACAAUGAGUCCCGAACUUCAGCACUCAGUCAACUGCCACAGCUUUUUCCGACCUGAUGAAGUUCCCCUGGAUUUAGCAGCUGCUGAAUUUAGUAACAUGAACUUUGGUUACGUCAAGCUGCUUCGAGCCAUACAGAGAGUCAUCCGUGAGGAAGGAUUUGAUGGAUCCAGUCCCCAGACUAAACAGAGGAACAUCCUGCGAAUAGGAAUCCACUCACUUGGCUCAGUGUUAUGGGGAGACGAUGUUGGCCUUAAUGAAACCCCAGAAUCUGCAUACAGUCUCACGAGAUUUCUCUAUGCACUCCGUGGACUUCUCAGAACAUCUCUUUCUGCCUGUAUGAUUACUGUACCAGCAUACCUUAUCCAGAACAAAGCAGUUAUAGGCCGUGUGGUAAAAUUAUCAGACACUGUGAUUGGUCUUGAAUCAUUUAAUGCUUCUGAGAGAGAAACCAAUCCAAUCUACAAGGACUAUCAUGGUUUAUUCCAUGUUCGUCAGCUUCCUCGGCUUAAUUGUUUGAUCUCUGAUGUGCCUGAUACAAAGGAUCUUGCAUUCAAAUUGAAACGAAAAUUGUUCACUAUUGAGAGACUGCAUUUGCCUCCAGACUUGUCAGACACAGUGAGCCGAUCAAGCAAACAAGAUGUGGCAGAAUCAGCCAAACUGCUGAGCUCAGGAUGUGGUGGUGUAGCCAGCGGCAAUAAGCACCUGGACUUCUAGUGACUUUCGUUGAGCCAUUUCACUCUGUAUUCUCAUCAUAUGUAAAGUGUUAUUAUAAAUCAUUAGUGUAUAUAAAUAAAAGCAAUAAAUGUUAUUGUCUGGUUCAUUAGUAAGCACAUUCUCUCCAUAACCCUUGUAAUUGGCACACAUCGCAGUGAUAAUGAGUUGACCAUGUGAAGGAUUUUAUCAAAUAAAACUCCCUCUUGUUUACAAGUGAAUCAAAAUCAGGCCAUAAAAUAUUUAUUUGUGGUCAGAGGACAGAAAAUUGCAAAGGAAGCCAGGUUGGAUUUGUUGAAUUACUAUAUGUACAGGAUUUUGCAAACAUUUUGAAUAAACAACAUCUUUAUCUUUGCGCAUA
Messenger RNA from Amblyraja radiata (thorny skate), 1671 nucleotides. RefSeq names its product elongator acetyltransferase complex subunit 4 (gene elp4). Bases 306 to 1313 code for a protein of 335 amino acids. The record is from RefSeq and is a predicted model, not a curated record. The transcript is spliced from 11 exons. Lineage: Eukaryota; Metazoa; Chordata; Chondrichthyes; Rajiformes; Rajidae. Gene Ontology annotation, cellular component: cytoplasm; transcription elongation factor complex; elongator holoenzyme complex. Gene Ontology annotation, biological process: tRNA wobble uridine modification.